GAAAAAGAAUAUAUUUUCCCAACAGCCUUUUGCCGAGACCAUGAAAACUAUGAAGAAACGCAUACAAUGCGAUAAAAGAGAUUAUGUAAAAAGAAGACGCAUUGAAUCGGAAAAAUACCCAUCUUUAUUACCUGAAAAUGCUAAUAAUGAUCAUGAAGAAACUCAUGCUACAUUUGAAAUAUCUGCACAAUCUACUUAUAAAGUUUCGGCCAAAAUAUACAUAGAAAACUUUAAUUCUUUGCAAAAUGAUGCGCUUGAAAGGAUGAGAUGUGCUAUAAAAAAAGCCAAAGAAGAUAGAAAUGCAGAUGAUUAUAAAUUUAAAACUUUACUCGGAGACUUUUUAGCACUAGAUGAUGAUCCGAAAUAUCUUUGUGAUGCAGAAACAUUAAAGAAUAACAUUUCAUCCUUUCUUUCUAUUUUGACUGACUAUCAAUUGGCUCUCGAGCGUUUAAUAGCUCUUAGAUCUUCUGAUAUUUAUAAAUACAGAGAUGAGCAUAACAAAGAAACUAAUCUUGCAAAAGCAGCAAUUGCAAAAGUUAUUUCAAAUACUUUUUCUCAAAUGAAUAAGACUAUGCUUCACAAAAAAGUAUUAAAAAAGCUCACAAAAGCUGUUAAUCUUGCUUUACUUAGCAUUGAGUAAAUCAUUUCUUUCGAUAAUUUUACAUAUUUAAAUUAACAAAAACAUA
Messenger RNA from Pneumocystis carinii B80, 686 nucleotides. RefSeq lists its product as hypothetical. The record is from RefSeq and is a predicted model, not a curated record. NCBI's taxonomy places the organism in Eukaryota, Fungi, Ascomycota, Pneumocystomycetes, Pneumocystales, Pneumocystaceae. The transcript is spliced from 7 exons. Bases 41 to 640 code for a protein of 199 amino acids.